UUGACAUGCCUCUCGCGCAGAGAAAUAAUUUUCCCUCUCACGACGUUCAAUUUGAAAUUGAUGCUGGAAUGCGUCAGACUUUUCAUGUAGAAUUUUGUCAUUUUCUUAUUGAAAACAAAACCAUGUCUAAAACACUGAGAUCUUAUGGCAAAAUUCCAAUAUUUAUUGUUGACGAUCAUGACGAAGUUCUUCCACAUUUGUAUAGAGCCAUUGGCUCCAAACAUCUGCCAUUCGAAGCCAUCAAGUUUGUUCAUCUAGACUCACAUCCAGACUUGUCGAUUCCAUAUCACUUCCUAGCAGAUGACGUAUUUGACAGAGAAAAGCUAUUUUAUGCAAUAAGUAUUGAGAAUUGGAUUCUACCUGCAGCAUAUGCCGGUCACAUUGGUCAUGUCAUAUGGGUAAAGCCCCCCUGGGCAACACAGAUGCAGAAUCAGACCACGGACUUCUUCAUUGGCAAACAUACAAGUAGUGGAAAAAUAAGGGUGAGCUGUGAUGACAACUAUUUCCUCGAUGAAGUGCUCUACACCAAGGAGGAGAAUCUUGAAAACAAGAAGGCAGUGAAAAUGGAUGUCUUGACUCUUGACUUCAAGACAGAAUCAAAUGGUGCUACGAAUCAAAAUACAUGGAUUCCAGUAUUGUCUGGUGUUAAAAGUAGAACGGAGUCAGAAGCUGCAGUAGAUUCAUCAGACGCUGCGGACAAAAUGACUUCACCUGAAGCUAAUUGUGAAAAAGUUGAGGACACUGCUGGUGGAACAUCCUGCUCAGACCCAGUUACUACAUCUGGGAAUCUAGAAUCUGGGUCAAUAGAGACUUGUGCUAAAAAGCAAAAACUAGACAGUUAUGUUCCUGCAGGGAGUUGUUCCUCUUCUGAUACCUCUUCUACAUGUUCUUCUGGAUUUGUCCUUGAUAUUGACCUGGACUUUUUCUCAACGUCGAACCCGUUCAAGACAAUGUAUUCAGAACGGCAGUACAACUUGAUCAGGAAGUUGUACAACUUUCAAGGGCCAGCUAAACGGAAUGAAGAGGAUUUAGAACAGUGCAUCACCAAGAGAGAGAAGCAGAUUGAUGAAUUGGAGAGGAUAUUCCUGGCAUUCCAAGAGAGUAAAGACUUACCAGAUGAUGUUGACGAUUGGAGGAAGAAGAUUGCCCAUGAAUUAGCUGAUGAUCUCAGAAAGUCUUCAAGCGGGAAUGUCGAUUUCAGUAUGGUACAUCAAGCUGGUUUCACCGUGGAUGAGGAAUCCGAGGUCCCGCAUCACAUCAGUACCGUAGAGGAAGUUGACAGUCUGGUCGAGUCUGUUUACAGAUAUCUCGGCAAGCUCGGGAAGCCCACUCUCAUCACAAUGGCCAGGUCGUCUCGUGAUGAUUACUGUCCUUCUCACCAGGUGGAGUGGAUACAGGAGAAAGUGGUGGCGAUGCUGGAAUCUCUUUAUGGUGAUAUAGUGGUUCACAAAGACUAUGGGGAUGAGGAACUGGAGGAGGGUGUGUGUGAAAAUGACGUAUCAGCUCAGAGUGGCACAAGUUGGGAGUAAGACGGUGUACACCAGUUAAUCAUCUUUUAUACCAAGUUGUUGGAGGGAUUAGGGAAAGUUUCAAAAUGAACUGUUGAUUAAAUACAAUUACAUACUUCAUCAUUUGUAGCUCGCAAAACCUGGCUAUUGAUGUUAAUUGUGUUAUGUCAAUGUCUGAUGUUGAAAAUAUAGAGACUUCCAAAUAAAAAUCAUUGA
Molecule: messenger RNA, 1724 nt
Organism: Lineus longissimus
Lineage: Eukaryota; Metazoa; Nemertea; Pilidiophora; Heteronemertea; Lineidae
Product: UPF0489 protein C5orf22 homolog
Exons: 7
Coding region: 6-1529 (507 amino acids)
Source: RefSeq, a predicted model, not a curated record